CAGUGGAACGUCUGUUACGUAACGUAAUUUGUUGCACUGUCAACACCGUUUGUACUUGCAAGGUAUGGUGGCUCGGCGAGAUUUCGAGCUCUCCAACGUAGUCACAAGGAAAACGAAGUAGCUUUGUAUUUCACAUCUCCACAUCACUUAUUCAUCUCCACAUCACUUAUUAUUAGACAGCUGCUUUCGUUUUAAAGCCUGUAACAGUGCAUGCCAAUAUCUUAUGGUCCAUUCGCGUUGUGGCUGCUGGCUGGCUUGUUAUUUCAUAACCUGAUAAACCUAGCCAGUCCUGUUGUUUAGUUUGACAUUUUGAGUCGUUACUUCAUUGCUGCCCACAUUGUCUAAUUCACUUCAUUCUUAUCACAUAGAAACGUCUGGCCAAGGUGCAUUGGGAAAGGAUAGCCAGAUAGCUUGUUAACAAUGGCAACCAUGCGUCGUCCAAGGUACUCUCUCCGAGACUCUCUGUACUGGGAUGAGACUGAGUGCCUGACGUACUAUGGGAUGCUCUCUCUACACGAGAUGUUUGAAGUUGUCGGUUCUCAACUGACAGAGACAGACGUUGAGGUGCUGUCAUUCCUCUUGGAUGAGACCUAUCCGGCUGGAGGGCACCCCUUGGACCCAGCUGGCUGGACCAGCGAGCCCGGUGAGGAAGACCCUGAGGCCAGUAAAGGAGUCUCCCCCAGCCCAGUGCUCCUGGAGGCCUGGCGGCGGUUACAGCCMAAGGGUCCUGCCUUGGCCUGCCCUACUGCUGCCCGCCACAAGCCCAAGAGUGGUCUAGAACUGCUGCUGGAGCUGGAGAGACGUGGGUACCUCAGUGAGGGUAACCUGGAGCCCCUGUUGCAGCUGCUGCGAGUCYUGACRCGRCAYGACCUCCUGCCUUUGGUGUCCCGCAARAAAAGGAGGACAGUAUCACCAGAACGUUUCAGAGUGGACUACGGGACAGAGGACAGAAGACAGGUUUGCACAUCUGGAYUGACUGACCCCUGUGCACAGACAGAAUCACAUGAYGAACACRCCACACAGCAAUGGAGGGGGGGUGUUGACUCUGCCAGGCCAACGCCCGCCCCCCUACGGAAGAAGAGGGGUAAAGGCCGCCGCUGGACCAGCAAGCCCACCGCCCACAGGAGAAGAGCGGGCAUCCCCGAAACGCCUCCCCCACCUAUACCUGAGAAAGUGACCUGCGACAUUCGUCUGCGUGUGCGAGCAGAAUACUGGGAGCAUGAGUCGGCUCUGCGCGGCGGCGUCUCCUCGGACAAGCAGCAGCCCCUGGAGCGGCAGUUUGAGCUGUUCAGUCGUGCCACCUCCGUGCUGCGCGCCCGCGACCUGGGCUCCAUCAUCUGCGACAUCAAGUUCUCAGAGCUGGACAACCUGGAGGCCUUCUGGGGGGACUAUCUGAGUGGAGCGCUGCUAGAGGCCCUGAAGGGGGUGUUCAUCACAGACUCUCUGCGGAGGGCGGCGGGGAGAGAGGGGGUUCGGCUGCUGAUCAGUGUGGACCAGGAUGACUACGAGGAGGGUCGCAGACUGCUGCUGGAUGCACAGGAACAACAGGCCGGCUGCUGGGGACGAAACAGGUCAUGAGCCCAAGGAUAGAGGAAUGAAAAGGAGAAUAAAAUAUGAAAAGGAACAUUUUUAUUUUUUUUCUCCUUUUUAAGUCUCUCAUGCUGAGAACAGAGAAUACAGCCACUCCUAGGUCAGGGGAAUAGUCCCCAGGGAAAACAGCCAAACUUGAAGUGAAGGCAAACUGGACUAAAAGACUUGACACGCUGUUCUGUUUGGAAUUGAUAACACAAGUUGCGCUGAGCCUAGAUGCCCUCAGGGCACUGAGGAAGAGACUGCCUUUGUUACACACACACACACAUACAUACAUACAUACACAGAGACAAACUAAACUUCCACUGUAACACACACACAAACUACCACUGUAUCAAACAUACACGCUCUGUAAAAUCAUCCACAUGAUGAACCAUCAGCGCUGCCUGUAAGACUCAUUGAAGCCUAGAGACAUUUCUUGCUAACAGUGACAGCCCAGAUACCAACUAGACUGUGCGCUAAUGCUGAGAAUUUCUGGUUAUGUUUGAGGAGCGUGUGAGAUGCCCUGCAAGGCGAAAUUCACCCAUCUAAAUAUUAGUUUGCGUUUCCAUUGAAAUGUAUGAUUUUGAAAAGAUGAGCGAGACUGCAGCUCUCAGACACUGAGGGAGAGAUGAUGGGGAAAUGAGAUUAUGUUUUGACCUUUUGGGAGAGAAUUAGAAAUAGAUGUCGAAGUGAAGACUACCUGAGGACAGUGUAGUGGACAAAUCGCUGGUCCUUCGAGAACUCCAGUCCACACACACACACACACACACACACACACACACACACACACACACACACACACCAUGAUCACAAGCCACUGGUAGUCCCAUCACUGUGCCAUGCUAACCCAGGGCCUGAUAGCUGUGGUCAGUGGCCAUCUCAUCUCAGAUGCCAGGAGAUGAUGGGAGUGAUUACCUCUCAACCUCAGCCAACCAUGGAGAACUCAUCACAUCACCACAAGUUGUUGAACAGCAGCUGGGAUAACACACACUAGGCUGUKCUCACCCCGGCUUCCAGCAAGGCCACUGCCUUUCCCAUUGGAACUGGAGCACAGGACAGUGCUUCAGUCAAUAAAACUGAUGUGGAGGAGAUCAAAAUCAGAAGGAUACAUCCUAGUUCCACUCAGCCCUGCCUUGUAGGCCCCACUAGUGGCUCACAGAGCGCUGUCUGUCUCUAGUCUAGUCACCCUGGUGGAACUAAUGCCUGAACUCCUCUGAGUGGGAUCAAUAACCCCUUCUGUCUCUCCACCGCCACCAUGGGAGGAGAAGGAGUAAGGGGAAAGAGAGGAGAGGUAGGAGAAGGGGGAAGAGGGAGAGGGGGGAAGGAUCCCCACCUCCAUCCCGCCUUUCAGCUCCUGGACAGCCGCCUCAUCCUCUGCAGGAUAAGUCUCCUGAUGCAACCAGGCUGCCUGGUCUGCUACAGCACUGUGUCUGGUUCACACAGCCCUAUGUGACCAGGGAUGGAGGCACUCAGGAAAACCUUAGUAGUGUUUUGCUUUUUCUGUGUUUUGGGAUAUGGAUUCGUUAGUGUAGCUUUGUAUUGUUCAUAAGAGAAAAUAACAAAAAUACUGUGUGUUCUAGUUCAUUAACUUAGGGUGAACUUUUGUUUAAGUAGCUGGAUAUUUUAUUUAGGCACUGCAAAAGUGCUGUAUAUUAGUUUAAUAUAUUAGUGGAAAGUUGGAAUUAUUUCAAAUAAAAAUAAAUGAUUUAUCAAAGGUU
Messenger RNA from Salvelinus sp. IW2-2015, 3290 nucleotides. NCBI's taxonomy places the organism in Eukaryota, Metazoa, Chordata, Actinopteri, Salmoniformes, Salmonidae. The record is from RefSeq and is a predicted model, not a curated record.